This is a messenger RNA of Schistosoma turkestanicum, 21125 nucleotides long. NCBI's taxonomy places the organism in Eukaryota, Metazoa, Platyhelminthes, Trematoda, Strigeidida, Schistosomatidae. The record is from the annotation of a GenBank genome assembly.
CGGGUUUUCAACCCUCAAGGUUACCAGGAAUGUCGAACAUCUUCGAAAGGGACUUUAUUUUUAAGUCCAAUCAUUCGCUGGAUACUCAAAUUACAGCCUCUAUCGAUCGAGGGGACUUUCAUCUUUCUUUGCUGUCACUGAUUUCCUUCAUAUUGUGGACAAUAUAUGUUCUUUUCUACAAUGCUAGAGUUGUAGGCUUGAUCGUAUCCGUCAUAGUUAGGAGAUUCAUCAAGGGUUGCUACAUCAGUGUCGGCUCAAUAUCUUUUUCAGCUCUCGGUGGGAAAUUAAUGUUAAGAGACUUAGUUUGCGUGAGUGAUGACUAUUCUGUCAGAAUCUGUUAUGUCAUUGUUGUGUUUAAUUAUUGGACGAGAUACUAUCCAGAAAAAAAAGAUGCUUUACAGAAAAGAUGUCUCUACGUUUACCUUUAUGGGGUUGAUGUCCAUGUGUUUAACCGCACCGGUGUCUACAAAAUGUUACAGGACAUUUUUAAGCCAAAUUAUGAUGAAUCAUCGGAAUUGUUGAAUCGCUCAGCAGGUGCAUUAGGGAUUACCAAGGAAACUUCUAAACUCAUUACUUCCAAACGAUAUAGUCGUCAUCGGCCGGAUAUUGCAAACGAUCAGGAACCAUGCGAUUCUGCUUCGAAUUCGGGAGUCUUAGACAUGUUCUGGAAGCAUGCUCAUAAACUAUUACCUGCCGUUAAAUUUGAUUUUGAGUUGGCCAACAUAUGUGCCGGUAACCAUUUACUACCUAGAGCAUGUCUCGUCACAUGCAAUCGAAUAUAUGGGUCUUAUUGUAUUGGUGAUGCAUCGUCACGUUUGGAUAAAUAUCAACAUCAAAUCAAAUCACGUUUUGUCAAUUUAAUGGGUUCUCUUAUUCCUGUAUCUAAAUAUUCUGGCCAACACGCUAUUGAAGACCCACCUAAAAGUUGGGACAAAGCGUUUCAUGUUUUUCACUUUGGAGCAGGUACAAUCGACUAUGUACAGGAUGAACCAGGUGUAGGAUUGUGUGAAUCUGAAAAAUCAGAAUUAACUGAAGAUCAUGUGACUGCACAAAAUACCUGGCCUAAGUGGGAAUUACAUAUGUUUGUUAAUAGAAUAUGCCAACUUAAUUAUGGUCCAUGGGCUGAUCGUCAGAGAGAUAUCAUUUGGCGAUUUUUCUUUCCACCAUCAUAUCAAGUGGCUAAACCCAGUGAACCUAUUACUGUUGGACAACGUAGAGUUGCUAAAAAGUUUGUUUUCGAAUUAAAAUCUUCUACCAAUAUCAACCUUGAUCUUUAUUUCAUGCGACGUGAGGUUCUUGAAUCUUUGAGACUGUCAGGAUGUCCAGAUUCAGUUGUAAAACUCAGUAUCCCGUGGUUAGUCAAUCAGAAUGGUUUUGUAGCUACUCUGAAGGUUAACCUAGUUAAGUCAACUUUGCUCCUUGACCAUUUAUGGCGUAAUUUAUUGAUUACUGAUCAAUAUAUCAGGCUUGAUUUGAAAAUGUACUAUCCGAGAGAGUGGAAUAUGCAACACUUAUGGGAUAUUGGACUGGAUAUUCGUGAUGCACAAUUAACUGUAUUGUUUGAUUACAAACAUUAUUUUAAAGGUCUCAUCGAUGACUGGAAUCAUAGUUUACAUCCGGAUUUACUCAGUUUUGUUCCAUGCACUUAUAAAUUUCACAUUAAAUCAAAUAAUUUAGACUUGAUACUAUUAGCUAAUGAUUACAAUUGGAUAUCGAAAUUUGGUGAAAAUGCUUAUCUUGGAUUUCAUGUGAAAAAGUUAUUACUUACAUUUGAUCUAUCAUUUAUAGACUUUUUACCUGUUACAAUACCAAUUAAUUAUAAUAUUGAAUGUUCUUCAGUAUCACUUCGGAUAUCUUUACCAGAGACUAGUACGCUAUAUUAUUUGUUACAAGAAGUUCAUAAUCGUAUGAAAUUUGUCAAUGCUCGUGGUCAGAUUCAAAAAUCUUCACCUUUUCACUCAAAUAUUCAAGAAAUGACAUUUCAUGAUAAAGUUUCUAAAACAAUUAAUGUUCAUUGGUUUGAUUGUGGCUGGGCACCUCGUAUUAGUCUUAGAAUAGCCUACAUUUAUCAUCCAUCACCAUGGGUAUCUGAAUAUUGGCGUUUUAUUCCAUCGGAAUACAGACCGAAUGUACUUUCAUAUACUGGCUCGUAUCAAACUGAUCGUAAAUCUUGUGCAUCUAAAUGGAUAUCUGCUUCUUCAAAUCGUCACAAUAUAGGAUCAACAAGUCAAUCAGAUUUAGAAGAGUUAGCGCUUAGUAAACUUCGGCCAGAAGGCAGUUAUACACAAGGGCCUACUGAAAAUGAUAUACUGAAGAGUAAAUGUGAUAUCUUUACAUGUUUUGAACCAGAUACAGUUGAUGUACAUUUGCAUAUUCCUUCUGCACAGUUAUUAUUCUAUGGUACAGUACUGCGACAUUUUAUUCAUGUCAAGGAAAAUUAUUUUGGAGUUAAUCAGGUACCUGUAAGUUUCGAUCGUGAACCUCUUCGACCAGAUGAAAGUUCCUCUUUCACUGAUGAUGAUUUAAUUCGAUUAAAAUCGCAUACUAAACAUAAUGCCGCGGUUAAUGAUAAUGACUUUAGUAAGGUUGAUAAACUUCCAGAGAAACGAUUCAUUGAUGCUAGAGAAUUUCGCCCACUAUCUGUACGUGUAUCAUUAGAAUUUCAUAAUAUUCAAGCGCAUCUACCCAUGCAUGGUUCAUCUAACGAAUCACCUUGCCCAAUAGCUUUUCUAGAUUGUAUUGGAUUUGAAAUGGACAAACAAUGGCAUGAAACAAAGCUUCAAUUAGCUUUUUCACCAAUUUUAAUCUGCUUCUACGAUCAAAAUAAGGACUUUCGUUCGAAAUCAAACUCAAAUGUAUCUUCAAGUCGUAUACAACUUGUUGGUUUACAAUUACGUGGUCAAGGCAUGUUUAGUCAUGUUAAUUUACCUAUUCGUGCUGAAUCAUUAGAAUAUGCUUGGUUAUUAGAGCUUACAGUUGGUCAACUUACUGGCCAAUUAUCUGCUCCUAAACUAUCAUGUUUAAUACAAUGUUUGAAAGAAUUCAUUUUUUCUGCAGUUGAUUCAGAAAAUCAAUUAAUCUCUUCAAAAGCAUUUGAACUUUGUCAACAUGGUCGUCCACAGCAACUAUGUCCAUUUUGGUAUAAAAUUUGCUCGGACACAUUAUGCCCUACUGAUAUGCAAUUGAAAUAUCGUAUGUUACGUCUUACUAUAGAUGGUAUUGAUUUAAGUAUAGUAGAAAAUCGAAAUUGUUUAAGUAUUCAAUGUGAUCCAAUUCGUAUGGCUCAUUGUAAUAUACAUGGUGCUACUCAUUGUGAUGGAAUGUUUGCAUUGAUUCCUGAUAUUAGAUUAAUACAAUUAAUUGCACCUAUAGCUCCUGAAGUCAAAGAUCAAUCUAAUUUAGACAGUCAAGUUAAAAGUGCCAAACAAUUGGAUGAUUCAGUUUUAUGGUUUGAAGCUGGUUCAUUCUCUCUUGGUCCAGUUCAUAUUAAUCUUUCUAGAGCACCAGAAAAACCUAAUCAUCUCAGUUGGCAAUUAGAUUUUCUUAAACGUCAUGAUUUUACAACUAAACGUUUAUCAUUUCUUUGGUCAGAUAAUAAUGAUUCAAUUAGUGAGACAUUUCGUAAUUCUAGUUUAAGUUCACGUCAUACUACAAAAUCAUUCAAUGUAUUUUCUACGAGAGAAAAUAAAUUUAUGACUAAGAAAUCGAUACCUGGUUAUAUUGCUCCUGAUAUAAUGCCAAAUUGUGGAUGUUAUGGUCAAUGUUCAUUUUUUGGACAAAAUGAAAGUGGACAAAUUUUAUUUUAUGAAUUAUCGACUGGUAAUUUACGACAACGUGCUAUAUUUCCAUCUAGAGCUGAUUAUAAACCUGAUUUAUUUGUAUCAUCGGAUAAUAAUAAGAGUAGUAAUAUUAAUAAUAAUAAAACUAACAGUGAAAAUCAACCAGUUUCUACUUCCAAUUUAUUUCUUGUUAAUCAACAAAUACCUACAGGCAAGGGUUUUGACUGGAGGGCAAAAAGCUUGGGUUUUGGUGAGAGUCUUUUACUUCCGAAUUGUUUGUUACAUGAAUUACAUUCUCCUGAUGAUUGCCAAGAGAAAUAUAAUGGUCUACUGCUUAUGCGUGAGGAAAUUAUUUCAGCUCUUCUUGAAACCAGUAUUCAAAAAGGUAUGGAUUGGUAUUUAUUGCAUUUUUGUGAAGAACAACACUAUCCAUCGGAUACAGAUUCAACUGGAAGUUCAGAUAGUUAUGAAACGUAUGCAACAUUUAAUGAUGACAAUGGUAGUAGCAGUAGUAGUAGCAGUAGUAGAAGUAAUUUACAACAACUUAUCGAUCAUGAUUCUGAUAUGGAUUUAUUGUAUGUGAAAAAUUCCAAUGAUUUUCUAUUCACUUGUGAUAAUUCCGCCAUGCAUGAAAUGAAACAACAUUUUAUCAAUAGAAAAAAGAAACCUAAACAUUCAUGGUUGGAAUUGAAUUCAUCUGAACAAACUAAACAUUCAUCAUUAUCGGAUGUUUUAGUGAGUACAGUUAAUGAUAGUAAUAUCAAAGAAGGCACAAAUGAAGAUAAGAAAUUACCUGAAAAUAAACAAUCAUCAUUGCAUUCAACUGUCAAGAAACGAAAUGAAAUAAAAAAAUCCAGUUAUUUACCAUCAAAUUUAUCAUUGAAUAGUUUAAUUGAAUUAUCAACACAUUCAAGUACAUCAUCGAAUAGUUUAUCACAUGGUAGUUUAAUUCAUCCUAUGAAUGAUGAUAGUGUGAACAAUGAUAAAACAUUGAUGGAAACUACUCAUAUCGGUUCAUUAUUAUCAUCAUCAUCAUCUUCACAUUGUAAAUCACCGCCAACACCACCUCCAAGAAAAUUUAUUACAAAUCAACAACAACAACAACAACAACAUUAUAUGAAAGGAAAAGAGUGCAAAGAAUCACAUAACAUUGAUAUUUCUAUGCAUGAGAAAAAUGCAACUAGACAAGAAUCUAAGAAUUUCGAUGAAAAUAAAAAAGAAGAAUUUGAUAGUGCUUUUGAAAAUUUUGUUGAUCUUCGGACUCAGUUGAAUAGACCAAUAAGCGAAAGUGGUCUCCUACGUCCAGCUUACGGUCGACAUUUAAGUUCAUUUAAAUGUGUAGCUGGUUUAACAUGCCCAACUAGUCUACGAAAUCGUUGGCAUAUUUGCAAACAUAUAUACCCUGGGGAUACUUAUGUUCAUUCAGUAGAUAAUCUAUUAAGAGUUGAUAAAAACACAUGCUCAAAUUCUUCACUUCAUCAGAAUGUGACAGUUUUCGAUCUUCUUCGUCAAUGUCAACCUAAAAUUGCUAUCGCUCCACGAUUUCAUAUUCGAAAUACUGGGUUUUCAUCUCAAUGUAUUACUAUCCGUCCAGAUUCAACUGCAUCACAAUCUACUAUUCCUCCUACAAAUCACUCAAAGGUGGCCUCGAAAGAAUCUAAUUAUAAUGUUGAUUCUCAAAGUGCUGCUGUAAAAUCGAAAGCUAUUGUUUGGCUUGCAGGACCGAUUAACUUAUUUCUCACUCCACUUCUAACUGAAUCACUUGAAAGAUAUAUUAAAACACUUAUACCAAUUGUGAAUACUACUUCACCUUCAUUGAUUGUGGAUUCAAUGCACUAUAGAUGCGUAAAAUCAGUGGAACGUCAAAUCAAACCUUUACUCAGCUCCACUCGUAAUAUAAUGCAGAAAAAUCAAAGCAAUUCUGUACGAAACAUAAAACAUACUCAUUCAUCACGUUCUGAACCCGGUGAUAAGCUGUCACCUAAUUCUGCUCCUGUAGAAGAACGUCAGUCAAUAUUACACAAUUUGCUUGGUUCUCGUUUCAUUCAAGAUUCAACAACUAAUAAUGUGUCUCAUCAAAAUAUUACUUCUAAACCUUUCAGAAUUCGAAAAAUAUCUGCAGAUUAUGAAUUAAUGUCAAAUAGUCAAGAUACUGUGAAAUUUAAAAAGACCACAUCAAAUACAUCGAAACCAUUGUGUGUAGUUACUGAACUGUCAUCAUCAACUAAUAAUAAUCAUCACCAUUCGAAACAUGAUGAUAAUUCUACACUGAAUAAUAAUAAACUAUCAUUCAAUAUGCCAAUUAUUUCAAUUUUAUCAAGUAAAGUAGCUGCAUUAUCUGUGGAACGAAUUAAUAUUACAUUUUUACAAUUAUAUGCUGUUGAAGAUUUAGUACAUUUAAAUAGUUUAAAAUCUGGUCUACAUGAUUUAACGUGUGUCUCUUUAAUGACAUUUUGCAUUGAUUCAUUUUCAUUUGAACUAAUGACAUCAUAUAAACGUGAAUCCUUAACUGAUAAAUCUAAUAAUACUCAUAUACCUGAUAAAGUUAACAGUAUAUCUACACCUGAUUCAAAUAUUAGUAAUCGACCUGUUGUAGCCUCGUCAACAGUUGAUUCCAAUCAUUUAAUUGUAAAACCACCAAGUAACAGUAAUUUACAGCAUAACAUCAAAUUACAAAAUGAUAAUAUUUCAUCUAGUGUUCAUGAUGUAUUUCAAAUUUCUUCUAGUCUAUCAGAUAAAUUGAAUUUUAUAUCUCAUAACAAUGAUACUAAUAAUCGUCAAGAAGGAUUAAAUAAUUCAUUUCCUAUUAGAAAACAACAUAAAAGGCAACCAUCUGCUCCACCAGUUUUACAUAAUUCACUUCAUUAUUAUGAUACAUUGACUCAAUCCUCUGAACCAGUGAUUAUGAUGGAAAAAUCUAACAAAUAUCACAAUGCACCACUGUUGAAUACUCUUAAAGUGAAUGAUUAUUUUUAUCAAGAAAAAUCAAGCCAUAUAGACGGAAAUAAACCUAUGAAACAACUGAUUAACAGUUCUAAAGUUUACAGUAAUACUAAAUCACCGAGUAUGGAAUAUAUUUCUUCGUUGUCCGGUUCAAAAGCCGCUCAAAAAGAUGAUGGUGUUACCAGUUCAGUUUUUGUGAAGCCAGCUGUAGGCGAUUCGAAUUACAUUAUCAGUAAUUCACUGGAUAGUGAACAUCUAGGCAGUGAAUUAGUCUGUCAGAUAACAGUACAAAGGAUUCAUGGACAAUUACGUCGUCUUACACGUCACAGUCAAUUCAGUGCAGAUGUUCUACUAACAGCAAUACCUUUCGAAUCUUCUAAAGCAUUCUUUCGUUUUAUUUCGGAUCCUAGUAAUUCUAAUCUUAGUCCUACUAGUGAAACACCAUGUUUAUCUAAAUAUUUUGAAGAGCAAAGUUUCGGUUGGAUUAUGUUUGAAUGUGGCCUACAAAGUCUAGCAUUUUCCUGGGUACACUGUAGUGGAUUCUCGGAGUCAGUAUCAGCCGAACCAAAUGCAAGAACAACGUCUACUGAUCAACAACCUAAAUAUACCUUUAAUGAGAGUGCUCCAUCUGGACAGCAUACAUCACAACAAGUUCAACCGGAUAAUUUUUCAACUGAUAAAAAAAAUGUAAAUCAUGUCAAUGGUUUAUCAUCAAAAUUAGUUGUUAAUACAGUAUGGCUUAAUUUCGCUGCACCGAAGCGUUUGCCGAAUAAAAGAAGAAUAGAACUUAUCAGAUCUGAUUGGAAUUUACUCAGUACUGCUGCUCCAACUAUACGAGCAUGGAUAGAUCCAUGCAAUCGUCUAGUUGAUGUUUGCAAACAAUUUCGUGUAAAUUCAGAACGUCGUCUUUUAUCUGUAAUUUCUUGUCUAAUGACUGAAGUUGUCAAUCCAAAAUCUGAUGUUCUGAAUGCAAAGAAUAAUACAGAUGAUAUUGAUAAUAUUAAUAAACGUCAUUCACAUCCAAUUGGAAAUAAAGUUCAAUUAGUGAUGCCAAAUGAUGAUUUAGAGGGAUAUGCUUUACAUCGUACAGAAUCUGCUCAUGUACUACGCUUUGAUCCUAGUUGUCAGUUAUUGAUUGUCCUAAAACGUUAUCUACUAAUAAUGAAUGAGUUUUAUGGUAUAACUAGAGCUGAUGAACUUUUAGCCGAAAUACUUAAAGAUUCAGUUGUCCCUCAAAAUGAAUUUCUUCGACGAGGAAUUCUUUCAUUAACUAGAGAAUGGCGUUUCUUAGUUGAUUCACUUGCUGUCAGUGUAUCAGAUUUGAAAGCUUUACGAGAGUUUGCAACUCCUUCAAUUCCUUUAUGCACUAAUUAUUCAGUGAAUAUUCGUCAGAAUGAUUUUGAUGAACCUGCAUUUCCAAAUGUUAUUGUCCGUAAACCUGGUUCAAUAUUAAAUGCUCAUGAUUGUCAGAUCAAAGAUAAUGACUCAUCUCUUCAGCAAACUGCAACUGGAAAACCACUUACAACAACUUAUCCAAAAACUGGUAAUUAUCUUUCACCUCAUAGUCCUGCGGUUACAUCUCGCUUAUUGAAAAUGGUUGUUGGUUCGUUGUCUCCGAAAUCUCCUCGUCUUGCUAGAGUAGAGUUAACGAAUAUUGAAGAUGGUCUAAAGCCUGUUGUACAUGUUAAUUCAAACGAUAACAUUCAUCAUGUAAUUGAUAAAUCUAUCAGUGACAAUGUACAAAAAUCAAAUCUUAUAAAUGAUGAUAUGUACGAUCAAACGGAUGAAGUGUACUGGGAUACAACUGAUCAAGUAACUGAUUGUAUCAAUGAUACUAACGAUCCUUUAAUUCGUAAUCCAAUUAUGAAACGUUUUCUUCAAGAUGCUAGAGCAAAUAUUAUGGAACAUCCUUCAACAUUAAAAGCUACUCCUGUAGUUUCACAGUCUUCAGUAAAUAUCACUGAUCCGAAUCAACACAAUGUGGAUACAUCCAUUGCAAAUAGAUUAUCAUUUGUAAGUGGUAUAGAUUUACCAACUUCUGAAAAUGAUGACUUCAUACCAGCCGUAUCCAAUGAUGACAAUUUUAAAACGCCAUUCAAGAAAAUCACAAAGAGUACAAAAGAAAAACAUAUUUCUAUUCCUUCAAACUUUGAUCAUUUAUGUGCUACAGAUUGUAAAAUUACAGCAGCUGAUUUCGAACAAGCUGCUCAUAUGAAUGCUCAAUAUCGUUAUAUGGCUUAUAUACAAAGUUUAUUCUCACCAUUGCUUGAAUCAGUCGAAUUAAGUAUUAAAGGAAUUCGUCGCACAACUUUAAUGAAGAAAUUCGAUGGUUUUCUUUCAAUAGACGGUCUUCUAAAAACUUUUCAAAUAGAAAUUGUUUCGUCUGCUCGUAAUCCCAUCCUUAAUUCUCCACCAAAGAAUUCUGUAUCCGAUCAGAUAAAUGAUCCUCAAAACUCUAGACCAGUUAAUCGUUCGGCCAAUCAGCAAACAUCUUUUCAAAGGCAAUCAGCAUUUUUAUGUUGCAAUUUUGGAUCGAAUUUAAUAUUACGUGAUAUUGUUGAUUAUAGUGGAGCCUCAUGUACAUCUCGUAAACAAAAAGCAGAUAGCUUGAGUCAAAUGCAAACCACUACUAAAAUUGAUGUUAUUUUACACAUUGAUUUUAUUCGACAACAUGUCAAUUUAUCCUUAUUACGUCUUGUUCAUCAAUUCAUUACCAUGGUAUAUUGUGCUAGAGAUACUUGUAAAUAUUUAUCACGAGAUGAUCAGUCAGCAAAUCAAAUUGUCAUAUCACCAACAUAUGUAUGGUCACAGAAACAUGAUUCUAAAGAUUCGUCAGAUGAUGCCGAUGGAACAUUUCGAUCACUUUCUUCAGCUUAUGUUCGUUUCGGUGGUUCUGUUGAUAGUGGCGGAUCGAAUAAUCCAAGUGAAUCGUCAAGAAAUAAAAAUAAAGGCGAAAGAUUCACUAACAAUGAAGAACCAUUUGCUUCAUUUACUUCUGAACAUGAUCGUUCUUCUGGUGAGAAUACAUCUAAUUGUAGUGCAGACAAAGAUUUGCUGAUCAUUACCAAUCCAGCUAAUUUACAUGAUGUUAUGCCUACUGUACCAUCAUUUCCACCUGUUCCUACAAGUCGAAUUACCCAAUCUGAAAACUCAUCAAUGAAUAAUGCUCCAAGAUCACCUAACAGUCUUGGUCCUUCAUGUUGGCAGCGAUUAGCGAAUUAUGUCGAGUUAUAUUCUACUGUACCAAAGACAAAGACUGUAAUACGUAAACAUGUAUCCGCUUCAGGACCAACUUCAGCUAUGCCUACUAUCACAGAAGAGGAUCGUGAUCUUAAUAUUGUAUGUACUUCAGAAUCGUGUAAUGUGAAACAUCAUCAGUCCACGCAUUCUUGUCCACCAAGUUCUUUACUUUUGAAUUCACCCACAGGAAAUAAGGGAAUUUUAUUCGGUAAAAAAUCUUAUCCUUCUGUAACAUAUCGUGUCCUAAAUGAAGAAUUAGACAAUGAUCAUGAAUUAAUGGAAUCAUCUAAUAAACAAGUUCAUAGUCGACAUAGUCGAUCUUCUUUCACAAAUCCAUGGAAUCCUAGUAUACAAGCAUUUCUAUCUCGUCCUUCUGCUGUUGGUAGUAGUGAUAAAUUUCAAAAUCUUUUUAAAACUCAAACAUCGAAUAAUAAUAAUAAUAAUAAUAAUAAUAAUUCAUCAAAAUAUCAUUUUAUUGGUUUAUCAUCGGAUAAAUCAGCAAAAAAAGAUCAACAAUUAAUGACUAAUACCAAUCAUGGUUUGGAACAAUUCACUUAUCCAUGGGUUUGGGGUGAACGUAUCCCACUUGUUGUAUUUGUUACAGCGAAAAUACGUCAAAUGGCUGUUAGUGCUGUACUCAGUGAACUGAAUUUAAAUGCAUGUGUUAGAAAUGUUCAUGGUUCUUUUACACUUACUAAACAAAUACGUGGUCAUGGCAGUUUCUCAGAGAAAUUCUUGACACACAGUUCAAAUUUGCAUUAUAGUGAUAGUAAUAUCCAAUUAACUGAAAAAUUACCAUUAAAAAUUCAGGAAGUUGUAUGUGUUCAAGCUGGUCGUUCACAUAUCAUGCUAUCAUGUAGUCGAAAUCUACAGUCGGAAAGAAAUGCUUGUGUUGUUAGCCUUGGCAAAAUAAUGGUCACUUUGCCACAUCAUCCUGUUCGACUGCAUAGUGUUGUACAACGUCAAGCUAAACGUAUCUCUUCUACUGUUUAUGAACUUUUACGAAAUCCUAAUGCUGGUUAUACACAAAUUCAUUCAUGGCGUUCCUCUGGAUCUCGUAUGGCAACAACUCCAACAACAUGUAGUACAACAACUACAGCAAGUGAUCCAUCAAAUCAUUUACGACCAUCACACCAAUCAUUACCAAAUGAAUCUGCACAAAAUUUAAUGACUGCAACAGCUAGUAAAACAAUUCCAUCACCACCUUUGUCAUUUAAUCUUUUAGCUGUAUUUCAAGGUUUAACUGUCAAUGUAGCAUUACAUUCUACACUGAAAGCUGUUUAUCAUAUUGAUCCAGUGUAUGUUACUGGUCAGGUUGGAUCUCGUAGCUAUGUGGAUAUCAGUAUAACAGAUCAUUCACUUAGUCUCAAAUCUGUGCGUCCUCCAGCUAACUUUCCCACAUCAAUCUCAUUGCCUUUCCCUCGUAUAUUGGCUUCAAUUGUUCAACGUGUUUCAUCAGGUGGUCGUUAUGCUCGUAGUCAACGUAAAGAACCUAUGCUUACAUAUGGUUUAGCAGCAGAACAAGGUGUUUACUUGGAUAUUCAAAUACAAAUUGAUACACUUGAGCAAAAUUUAACUGCAGACAUGUUAAACUAUAUUAUGGUUGUUGUAAAAUUAUUCAUGAAGGAAAUCAAUGAAGUUAUACAGAAAAUGGCUGGUGAAGAACGACCCCGCCUGCGUAAACCACUUUCAAGGUUCACACCUAAUCAAAUGAGUCAACCAGAAGACCCAACACGGCCUUCUACUCAUUAUACUCCAACUGGUGAUUGGCUUUUAUCACGUGCCGCACGUGGAAGAACUAAAUUUACAAUCAAAAUACGAAUGAAAGAAAUUCAAUUAUUAGCAUCAACAAAAAAUGGUGCAAUUAAAUUGGAAGCUAGAAAAAUUGAAAUUGAAUUAACCAAUCGUGUAUCACAAACAUAUUUAUUAAAUAAUCAAACUAUGCCAACAUUUUAUUCAUCCAACAAUGAACCACCGUCUAAUUUAACUCAUAAACGACCAACAAAUUUAAAUAUACGUUCAAGUCAUACAUCUAGUUAUUUCUCUGAUAAUGGAAGAAAAUCUUCGUCUGUAGGAUUAAAUAGCUGUAAUAAUUCUCUUUUCAUAUAUGCUACUAUAGCUAAUAUUAGUCUGGAUCUAGGUCAUUUUGAUCAGGAUACUUUUCAUGCACUUAGUCCAGAUUUUCAAAAUGUAGCCUUUUUCCGUACAUCCAUUGCUUUACGUUCACUGUUGGCCGAUGAAAAAUUUGAACCGAAUCAAAGUAUGGAAUCAUCUACUAAUAGAUGUCAUGGUGAACAAGAUGCAUUUCUUAUUUCAUUAAAUCGACCAAUUAUUUGGCUUAAACCAUUUACACUUGAUCGUGGUAUGUUUUAUUUAUUUUUUCCCAUUAAAUUACUACUACUCUCUUUACCAUCACAAAGUUUGAAAUCAGAUUCACGAACCGCUUUAGUAUUGACAUUGAAUAAAAGUCGAAUUUCUGCAUGUCAUCAAGAUUCUGUUGUUAGCCAAGGAGAAUUUACUGAUUUCUGUUUACGUUUCGAUGAUGAAUUUAAUGUUGGCUCUGAUGAUUGGAAACCAGACAGAAAACGAUCAACAAUUGAUGUGAAAGGAAAACGUCAUGUUGUCAUAUUGAAUGCAUGUGUUGUUCCUAGUGGAACAUUCAAUGUCUAUUGGAGAGAUUUAGAAAAACGUGGCCGGUGGCAUAUAGCUAUUAAUUGGCAAAUGCGUGGUCUAGAUUUUCACUUGGAUGAUAAUAUUGGUCGACGUCUGAAAGCACUAUUUACUAUUCUUACAAGAAUGACCGGUUAUAACGAUGCAGCCCCUUUAUUGCCAACUUCUGGUGAAGAAGAAGAAGAAGAGGGAUAUGAAGAACAUCAGUCACAUGAUAUAAUAAAUACACAAGAAAACCAAACAAUCCUGCCGUCUGAAAAUGAACACCAGACUCUACCAUGCUCUAAUGAAAAACGUUCAUCUCUUGUAUCUUCUGUUUCAACUAAAAAUCCCACUGCAGAUGUGGACAUUGCUUCAUUGGAUCGUUAUCGACAUACAGCUAUAUCUAAAGAGUUUGAUGCCAAAAAUACUCUGGAUCAUUCACAUUUUCGAAGUAUGGAAUUUCAUAAGCAUAAAUUAGAUUUAUCAGAUUUACAAGCUUUCAAACGUCAAAAAUGGAAUACACUUCGAAAGAAAAAAUCCGGACAUGUGACUAGAGGUUUAGCAUUACGUGCACAUAAUUCACUACACACUGAUCACUAUACUACAAAUGAAUUCAAUUUUCCUAAUGUACAACCUCUUGGUUCUCAAUCUAUACCGACUGAUAGAAAACCAGCUAAAACAUGUUUACGUCCAUCUUUUUCGGUCACAGAAGAUUUCGUUCCAAAUCGAACUCAAGGCGAUGAUCAUACAAAAGCCAUUCAACAAUCUAGUAAUGUACAACUUCGAAAAUUCAGUAAUACACCACUGUCUGGUAUUUCUUCAAAACAAAUCACUAAAAUGGAUUCAGUUUAUUUUGAUGCAGAUGAUACUAGUCCUAAUGCGGUUUUCUUUUCAAAACAUAUUUCAACCACUAACAACAUCAUGACAAACAGUAUCAAUACAAAGUCGGAUAUUAAUGAUCUACAAUAUAAUAGCCGAAUUUUUGAUGAAUACAGUGAUGAUUGGUGUGAUCCAUAUGGUGGUAGUUUGGAUGUUGAUGAUGACUUGUAUCAUGAUGCUGACGAAUUGAAUACUGUUGAAAGUGACAAUACAGAUUCAUCAUAUACAAUACAAACAAUGCAAACAUGUGUAACUAAUUUAGAUCAUAUCAAAUCGUCUACUAUUAGGCCACCAACGCCUCCACCACGUCAAAUACAUAUUGUUCACGAUGAACCUCAUGUUGAAUUUCAUCCUUCUACUACGGAACAGGUUGUAGAUAAUAAGACAACUAAAUCUCCGAAUACACAACAAGUAACAGAAGAAACAGAAGAAGAAGAAGAACCAAAGCUUCAAUUUGAAUUAGAUUUACAAAUUCAUGUUGAUUCUGGUUGUUGUGUUCUGCAUCCACGUCUUCCUUCAAAAUUCCUGUCUGAUGAUAAUAGAGGUAAACAUGUACCGACUUCAGUUUUUCAAACAGGAAUAGGAAUAAAUCCAUUCAAUAUUUCAAAUACUAUGAAAGUUCAAUCUCCUGAAGUUCGUAGUCAAACUCCUGGUGCAUUUUCACCAACUCAUAAUGAAUCUGGUUAUAGAUUAUCGUAUAGUGAUUUACUUCCUGGAUAUUUAGAACGUUAUCGACAUCAAUUAUUACAAGAUUUUCAAAUAGUUCCUAAUGAUAUUAGUAUAUUUUAUUUACCUGCUGUAGAUGUUAAUCUUCAUUACAAUUCUAUGACUGAAUUAGAAUUUUUACCUGGCAGUAGUACUUAUAAUGUUCCAGUUAUACCUAGUGAACCUCCUGUUAAUACAAGAACAUUAUCUCCAAAUGCUAUCUCAUCGAAAUCAACUAGUCAGUCUAGAGCUGGACAAACUACUGCGAAUAAAGAUGACUCUAUUCCUCGUAGUAUAAGAAAACAAGCUGAUUUGUAUAUUUCGUGCUUUUUACAAAAAUUACCAAAUGAAUUAAUUGUUCAACCGGCAUUACUUGAUUUUCUUGAACAAGCUAUUGAAAAUUUACCGCUUACUUCUGACUGGAAUUCAGAAGUUGAUUCUGUUUCAUCGGAUUCGGGUAAUGAAAUACUGUUUGAAAAAUUCCCAGUACAUGCUAUUGUUCAUUUUCAUGUUCAACCAUUUACAAUACGAUUUCUAUGUUUGCCAACUUCUCGAAUGCAAUGUUUAAUGGUUUUACCAUUUUUGGAUGCUGUUUUCUCAACUAAACGUGAUGAUCCGGACACUGUUAUGCAUAGAACUGAAUAUAGUGUAUCACGUAAAUUAUGCGAUCUUAAUUCACUUCAAUCUGAUAAUCAAUCAGAUAAUCCAAAUGCAACAUUGAAACAGAAACCAAUAGUUGGUGAUGUAGUUUCCGCUGGUGGACUUUCUAUUACUGCCAUAUUAAAAGAAUUUCGUAUAUCAAUAUUUCAUCCGUAUAGUGAAUCAACUUCUAUUAGAUCAGGCACUAGUUCAUGGGGUAAUGCUAGACCAUGUGAUUCAUUGACAAUAUUUGUCAAAGAAAUACAAUGUCAUCUUUCACGUACAGUCAAAUCAAAAGUUGUACAAAUUAAUCCUAAUGCAACAACAUCAUCAUUAUCAUCAUCAUCAAAUGUAAAUGAAUCGAAUCCAACCAAUGUUGUGUCAUCAUUAUUGGAAUCGAAUAAAAUUCCUUCCAAUUCAUCAAUUCAUCAUGUUGGCGAAACAAUGAUCUCUACACAAUCGGUGGAUAAUUAUGGAUUACAUCGAAAUUUAUGCAUUUCAGGUAUAUUUGAUAUUGGUGUAGCUGAAUUCACUUGUGAUACUCGUCGAACAUUAGAAAUUUUAGAUAUUUAUAAUUCAUGGUAUCGUAGUAGUUUGGCUCGUCGUUUAUUUUUAGGCAAUGAUGAAUUGACUGAAACAGUUAAUAUUACAACCCAGUCUUAUGAUCAAGAUGAAAUGAUGGAUGACACAAAGAAACCACAAGAACAAGAACAACAACAACAAGAACCUUAUCAGAAUUUAGAAACAAAACAAGAAAGUUUGAAACAACCUUUACACAGUGAAUCAUUGAAUCUUAAUCCAGAAACCCAACAAUCAUUAGAUAAGAGCCAAAAGCAUUCAACAGCCAAAACAACUUUUUUGAAUGAAGUUCUUAGUCAUAAACAGUCAAAUGUAACACGUGCUACAACAAUCGGUCCAUGUAAAUCGACAAAUGAUAAAACUGAUCAAGAACCUAAAACGCUUACAAUCAGCACUUCACCAGAUCCAACAUCAAAAUUAACUACACUUGUUGGUGAACGUGGAGCUAGUGGCAGUCGUAAUACUAGUUUACGAGUAGCAUCCUGGGAUGCGCUAACUAUUUUCUGUGUACAUUUAAAGAAAUUUGAUUUAAAUUUAUACAUGGGUAGUGCUAUGGGUUUAACACGACUUAUUGUCGAUCAGUCAUUUUGUGAAGGUCAUAUCUCUGUGAACUCAUCUGGUCGUAAAAAUACCUUAUUAACUGCUGGCUUAGCCAAUAGUCAAUUUAUCAGUGAAGGGGGUGGAGUUGGUGGUGAAUUUGGCCUAGUUGAUUUGGUGACUCAGCUAAAUGGGAUUUCUCGAGAUUUACAGAAUGCUACGGUCCUACUUAUACUUACGCUGUUUUUGUUGGGUCUUUUAACAUUAUUACUACUACGGCACAUAAAGUCUCAUGUACCUUUGCGAGUUCAAAUUACUAAAGUCCCUAGAGGAUUCCGCCGAAGAGAUAAGAUCAGAUAUCAUGCAAUCAAGUUUGGGCGCAAAUUUAGUGAAAUAACGGAGGAGCUAAAGAAGGUGCAGACAAAGGAAGAGCGUAGAACAACUAUCAUAAAUUUUGCGAAAAAGAUAUUCAAGUUGCACGAUAAUGAAAAGUCGCCAACGUUGGCCUAUGAUCGACUGCCUGAGUCGUUUUUCGAACCAGACGAAGAGGAUGUCUCUUCACUGCCAGAAGAUCUCCGCUUAAUGAUAAGUUCAAUAAGGGUUUUUGGCCAUCUAAAAAAAUCAUAUUUUAUCGGGUUUUGCAAAUUCAUUGAAACAGUUGAGUUAAAUAUUGGCGAGUAUCUUUUUCGCAUCGGAGAUGAAGAUAAAUAUGUAUAUGUUAUUCGUAGUGGUAGGAUUCAAAUCACUGUCACAGAACCGGAUGGAUCCAAGUUCAUCAUAGCUGAAGUUGGGAAAGGUGGGAGUGUUGAUAGUUUACUAUCUGUUCUAAGCAUACUUACUGGUUAUCCUUCAACCUUUAAGUUCAUGGAAGCGGUUGCUUUGGAGCCCACUACUGUAUUGUGCUUACCGGCUCAGUCAUUUUUAGAAAUAUGCAAACCACAAACUCCUGCUCUUUUUCGUAUUAUUCAGAUGAUUGCAGUUAGACUUCAACGCUUGAGUUUUAACGCGCUACACACUUAUCUUGGCUUAAGUUCGGAACUAAUAAAUAAAGAAUUUUCUCCUAUUUCUGGUUCAUCUGAAUCUCACGAAUUUUUAUGCAAGGUUUUUGAAAAGCGGCCAUCAGUGAAAGACUUUAACAAAUUUGGUCAUAUUAGUUUAAAGUAUUCAGAUUUAGAUCUUGCAUGUUCAAAAGUAAAAUUUGCCACGUUAAAUACCAUAAAUGACCAAAAGUUUGGAAAUGCAGAAUCAGGAUUAGAACAGGUUUUCACUUAUCAUGAUUUGAAUGUGAAUUCCAUGUCACAAUCUGGUGCACUUGAAUUAGGUGAAAGUCCUAUAUUCUACAGUCAGAAAAAGACAUCACCUAUCAUAUGUUCACCUUCACAACCACCUAGCCCAAAUUGUGAACGUCACAGCACUAAUUUACGUCGAGCACACUCUCUUGCAGAUGCAUCUUGUAAACCUAAAUUUAACUAUGAUGAUGUAAAUACUGUGAAGAAAGACAAUGAUAAUGAAGCUAACAAACAAGAAUCUGAUGAUUUUACUGAAGAUGUUAAUUUUACCAAAACUGAAUUAGAAGAAAUGAUAAGAUUUGCUGAAAAAGAUUUGGCUAAUUUAUUAAAUUUAACCGAUACAUCUAUCCUACAUGGACAUGUUUCACUUAUCACUGUUUCAACUAAUUUUAUACUUUCAAGAGAAUGUGAAAUGCAAUUGGAAAUGUAUUACGUAAUAUUCGGAGAGUUGAAAGCUUUUCAAUCAACUACUGAUGGAUCUAAUGUUGUUACAAUGUUUAAAUGUGGACCGGGAAAGGUAGUUGGACUUUUGGGAUUGAUAACCGGUGAGCCAAAUAUUUAUGGCAUACAAGCUACUACCAAAACGAUUAUAGCUGUUUUAUCCCGCGAGAGGUUUUACUCUAUAGUUCGACAAUAUCCUAAGGCUUUGUUCAGCGUCACCCACAUUAUUUCUUCUCAUUUAUCACCGUUAUUCCAUCAACUUGAUUUUGCUAUGGAAUGGUUAUCUAUCAAAUCAGGAAAGGCUUUAUAUAAGAAAGGAGAUGUCGCAAAUCAUGUGUAUGUUGUUUUAAGCGGUCGAUUAAGACAAGUCGAUAAUAUGCCAGAUGGAGGUCAUCGUAUAGUCUGUGAAUUGGGACGUGGUGAUCUUGUUGGUUUUCUUGAAGUUAUUAGUCAACAAACGCGAAUAACUACAGUUAUGGCGAUCAGAGAUUCAGAACUGGCUCAAAUUCCUUCACAUUUACUUCAUUAUUUGAAAAAUAAAGUACCACAAGUAUUAACUCGUAUUAUUCAAUUAUUAUCCGAUAAAUUAUUGGGUAAUUUAACUACUAGUUCUAAUAUGACUAGUCAAUUGGGUAUGCCAAUUCUUCACAUAACUAGUACAAAUGCAUUACUCACUAGUGGAUUAGGUUAUACAACUGAUGGAAGUUCUAAAUUAGAUGUUUUAUGUAGUCCAUUAAAUAAUGGUGUUAUGACUAAUCUACGUACAAUCGCUGUAUUACCUGCUACAAAUGAUAUUAAUGCUGAAGCAUUCACUUUGGAAUUACAACAUUCAAUGAGUUCAAUGGGAUCAUCUGUUCGUCUUACUUCAGAUAUCGUGCUGAAACGUUUAGGUUCAUGUGCAUUCGAUAGUGUUAGCCAGUAUAGACUUAGUACUUGGUUAAGUCAUCAAGAAGACUCACACCGUAUUGUUUUCUUCGUUUGUGACUGUCAACGAGUUUCAGUGUGGAAUCGUAUAUGCAUUCGUCAAGCUGAUUGUAUAUUGGUUUUAGCUUUGCAUUCGUCUGAUCCAGCGCGUCCUUCACCGAUAGAAAUGGCAUUAAAAAAUGAUCCAACAAAGGUUGCCAAAGUGCUCGUUCUUAUGUAUCCUUUGGACACCGAUUAUCCAGAAUCCGGUAAAACUGCAGUAUGGUUAAAUGCUCGACCAUGGAUUAGUCAACAUUAUCAUAUACGCUGUGAACCUCGUGUAUUUAUACCUCGUUCAAAGUUAAAUCUUAUAAGUUUUUACACUAAAGUAUUUGCUCGUGAAAAACCUAAUCCAUUGUCUGAUUUCUCUCGUCUUGCUCGUUACUUAGUCGGUGAAGCUGUUGGUCUUGUUUUAGGCGGUGGAGGAGCAAGAGGUUGUUCACAUGUUGGACUAAUACGUGCUUUUCAAGAAGCUGGUAUUCCAAUUGAUUUAAUUGGUGGUACAAGUAUUGGCGCUUUUAUGGGUGCUUUAUGGGCUGAUGAAACUCGUGUUGCACAGUUUACUCAAAGAGCCAGAGAUUUCACUAAUUGUUUCAAUUCUAUAUGGAAAAAAAUUAAAGAUUUCACUUAUCCUGCUGUGUCAAUAUUUUCUGGUAAAGAAUUGAAUCGUCAACUUCAAUCUAUAUUUUAUGAUCGUCAAAUUGAAGAUUUUUGGCUUCCUUUCUUUUGUGUAACCACAGAUAUAACAAACUGUAAAAUGCGUAUUCAUACACAAGGGUCGGUUUGGCGUUACAUUCGUGGUGCUAUUACAUAUCCACCAUUGGAUCCACCUAUUUGUGAUCCAUAUGAUGGUGCCUUAUUGGCUGACGGUAGUUUCUUGAACAGUGUCCCAGCUGAUGUGAUGGUGUGUUUCGGUGCGAAAACAAUCUUUGCUAGUGAUGUUGGUUCUGCUGUAGAAACAGAGCUUACAAAUUAUGGUGAUCAUCUAUCGGGUUGGUAUUUAUUGUAUAAUCGAUAUUUCAGAUUUGGCAGUUCUGUACUUCGUAUUCCAAGUCUAACAGAAAUUCAAGCUCGUCUAGCUUAUAUUUCAUGUGUACGACAAUUGGAAUACAUUAAAGCCAGUGGUAUAUGUUUAUAUCUUCGACCACCGAUUGAUAAAUAUUUAACGCUUCAAUUCUCUGCAUUUGAUGAAAUAGCUAAUGUUGGCUAUGAAUACAUUAAAUGUAUGCUGAAUACAUGGCAUGAAGAAGGUCGUUUACAAAAUCUUAUACCAGGUGUGAAACCGCAUAUCUCUUCUUCGAAUGAACCAUUGAUUGAUUCAUCAUCCAGUGCUCAUUUUACUCCAACUCAUUCACUUGAUAGUUUUACUGCAACAACAGCCACAACCACAACAACUACAACUACCACAGCUAUUAGUUGGUUAACUCAAAGUUUCAGUGAUCAGUUGACCUUCAUUGAUCUAGCCGAAUGUAUAGCAAAAACAUAUAAAGGAGUAGAUUCUUCAGGUUCUGAUAAAUAUUACACAACAGAUAGUACUAAUGUACAAAAUUUAUCUCAAAUACCCGAUUUGGAUAAUAAAACCACGAUUACUGCUACUAAUGCUACUGUUUCCAGUGGUAGUAGUAUAAUUGCUGUAAGAAAAUUUCCGAAAUCUACGCACACCAUUGUUUCGGAUUCAAUAUCACGAUAUAUUGAUAAUGAUCAUUGUUUACAGUCUGGAUUUAGUUCGAAAACUUCACCGUCGAAUGUAAAACACCACAAGGAAAAACAGAAGCAUGUUUUCGACUUUGUGAAAAAUAAUCUCUCUUGCAAGCGUAGACGACGUUUUCUGAGUGAUUGUUACAAUGCAUCAUCAAAUACCGUUGGCACUUAUUCCUACCAUGAUGUAAAUCGUGCUCCAAUCCAAAACAAUUUGAUUACAACCGAUGUCUAUAAUAAUUUGCGCAGAUUUAAAUCUGAUUAUAAUCUACUACAAAUAUAUGACAACAGUCAAACAAGGAGCGUAAUGACCAAUAGUGAUUUCAUGUCUGUGAACAAUCCAUCUGCGAAAUCUGCACACGUUAAUAGAUAUAGUAUGUCUUCGUUUAAAUCUCUGGAAGAUGAUGGAUAUUUAGAAGAUGAUGAGAGUUCCACAGACAGUGCACAUUCUCCAGUUACAGCAUCUGACCCUGAAUUGAGACAUGAUGUUUACCCUGAAUCAAUAAAUGUGGAAGAAAGGGGUUUGCGAAAGAGAUCAUCCUCUACUUAUAGACUACCACCUUAUUUGCUGCAUACAGAAGUAUCAAAGAAGAAAUGUGACUCCCCGAAUUCUGAUAAUAAUGCGAAAAAUCCAUCCGUCAUAAAAGGGCAACAAGGAAAUAAUGAUGUGAUUACCAACCACUCGUCUGCACGUCAUCGAACCAAACACAAUCUCAAAAGACAUCAUCGUUCAUCAUUAGAUCGAUUACGAACUGAUCGUGACCGAGUUACAGCCAACUAG